Pocillopora verrucosa is the source of this 1749-nucleotide messenger RNA. NCBI's taxonomy places the organism in Eukaryota, Metazoa, Cnidaria, Anthozoa, Scleractinia, Pocilloporidae. The record is from RefSeq and is a predicted model, not a curated record.
AUGGCUGAUUUUCGAACUUUCUCUGCUUCAUCGCCCGUUUCGUGGACUUGUAAUCGAUGUGCUUUCGCAUCAUUACCAUUUCUCAACGACAGCUCACAAGAUUCUCAUUUUGGCGUUCUUGAAGGAGAAGAAGGGGACUCUAGUUUGCUUUCUUCUUUAUCGCCCACUCCAGUCGAAUGGUAUAAAGAAAAUAUUAAAGGCUAUUACAAGAAAAAUCUCUCGAUUGGCCACCUUAACACAAACAGUAUCAUUGGCAAAAUAGAUGAGAUUUUGGAUCUACUAAACGAAUGCCGUUUUGACAUUCUCUUCAUCUCUGAAACGAAGAUUGACAAGUCUGUUUCCACAAAGUUAUUAUCCAACCCACAUUACCGUGUCAUCAGGAAUGAUAGAAAAAGGGGUGCCGGUGGUCUAUUAGCUUAUAUUCACAAUUCUUUAACUGCGAGAAGACAACUCAAGCUUGAACCAACUGGUGUAGAAUCUAUUUGCCUCGACUUAAAGGGGAAUACAAAUACAUGGUUUUUCGUUUGUGCCUAUUAUCGCUCUCCAAAAAACAUGCUAAAAAUCAGGAAUGAAAUUGUAUUUAUUGGAGAUUUUAAUAUUGAUAUGAUGGACUAUGUUGAUGGAAAUUUGCAUAAUACGAAUAAUCCUUUGGCUGAUUUCUGCGAUCGCUAUUGUCUCUCAAAUACAAUAACUGAACCAACAAGGGUUACUAACACAAGUGAAACCCUAAUUGAUGUGAUCCUAGUUAAUCGAACUGAGCGAUGGACAAAGAGUGGCACGCUGAAACUUGGAAUAAGUGAUCAAGAUCUUGUAUACAUUGUGAGAAAACUACGCCUACCGAAAUCGAAAGUGCAAACGAUUGAGUCCAGAAGUAUGAAGAAAUUUAAUGAAGCCUCUUUUUGUUGUGAUUUAUCUACUGCUCCAUGGGACAGUGCCUUUGUUUAUGACGAUAUUAAUGAUGUCUGGAACCACUGGUCAAAGCUCUACAAAGACAUAAUAGACAAACAUGCGCCUAUUGUGAAAAAAAGGGUUCACGUAAACCAACUUCCGUGGAUCAAUGUCCAAAUAAAAAGAGCAAUUCGACUGAGAAACAAACUAUACCGCAAAUAUCGCCUUAGUCGGAAUGACGAAACUUGGGAAAGUUAUAGAGUACAAAGAAACUUAGUUACUAAACUUAAGCGAAUAUCUAUUAAACGGUUCUUUUUGGACUCUUCGGCUAACACAACAACUCCUGGAGGUUUUUGGAAGCGGGUAAAGCCUCUUCUACCGUCCUCUGGACAAGAUAACAGCGAUGGCACAUGCAUAAUGGAUAGGGGUGCAGUUGUAAGUGAUCCAUCCAAUCUUUUCAAUGAACACUUCUCUUCACCUGUUCUUGAUCGAGCUGUUUUGACUAAGUCUGUUGAAGAUUUCGAACAUCAUCUAGGUGUGACUUCAAUCUCGUCGCGCAAUUUCAAUCUUGGUUUUUCAUUUCAACCUGUCAGUACGGAAUACAUUGGUAAAUUGCUCACUGGCCUUAAAACAAACAAGUCUUGUGGACCUGACAAUAUCUCUCCCAUGAUUCUUAAACUAUCUGCAUCAACAAUCAAAGGGCCUCUGACUAAGCUCCUUAAUUACAGCCUUACUAACUCAACGUGGCCACAGGAAUGGAAAUUAAGUAAUGUUACUCCAGUCUAUAAAAAGGAUGAUAGGAAAACUACAGACCAAUCAGUAUCUUGUCGUCCAUUCCCAAGAUUCUUGAGAAAGUUAUGA